UCACUCGUCCAUGUGUGAUAGUAAUGGACGAUGUAGGAGAAAAGAGGAGUCGAGACUUGUUGGAAUUGAAAUGAUAGUUGUGUUUAUGCGUUUUAGGAAACAGAGGUACUUUGCAUGUGUAAGACUAUUGGAAUAUUGUUCAUUACGAAGAUAAUUUCAACUUGCUAGUGUUUUAGCAUGACUAACUAGCGUUUGUUUUGAUGGCUAGCUAAACGACGCAGAGCAACGCUGUUAUCUAACUAACUUGCAUCCAUUAACGUUAACGUGUAUUUAAUGGUCCUUUUACAUUUUACAAUCCGAGUUGGCGCACACAUCUGUUGAAUAGACGUGCCUAUUGAUGGGGGAAAAACAUCAUGUCUCCACCGCGAUACAAGUAACACGUUUGCUAGAUUUAGCUAAAACGUUUCAACCAUAGUCAGCGGCACUCAAUGGCUACUAGCUAUAUCCUUUGACUUGUAGAAUAAUGUGACUGCAGUCCUGUGAAAACAGAAUGGACAGAGACUUGUUGAGGCAGUGUCUGACCUAUCACGGAGAAUCGUUUUUCAACAAACUGAAAUGUGAACAAACGGAAAACCCAGACUUCCAAGCUGUGGUGUCUGACCUGUGCAAGGUCUCGUGUGAAAGCAAGAGUGAUGGGCAGGACAGCCCCCUUGUAGAGCAGUUCAUUGCCCGGAAGGCUGACAUCCUGUUCUGUCCAGCAUGGAAGACCACCACUCAUCAGGAAGAGGAACAUGAGGAGGACGACGACGCCGCAGAGCCGUAUGCCAUCAUGCCACCAGUGGAGUUAUUCAUGGAGGUGUCCUAUGAAGAAAGAAGAGCCAUGCUGUACAGGGACUUGGAAAAAGGAGACAUUUUGGUGGGGAGGAUCAACAACAUUAGAGAGUACGGCUUCUUUCUCACUCUGCUUUGCACGGCAGGAGGACUGAAGAGAGACAUAGAGGACCUAGAGCUGUCGGCUCUUUGUCACAUCAGAGAAAUUCCCUCCACUGGCAGCCAUGAUGAUCCUCUGUCCUACUUCCAGACCGGAGACUUCAUCAGAGCUGCAGUGAAAGACAUCGACCGCUACCAGGAGAAAAUCACCGUCUCCCUCCAACAGGCCUCUCUCUCUCCCAACCUGGAGCACAUCAAACUGGGUGUCGUUCCUCGGGAGGAGCUGCCCAUACACUACAGCCGUAGCGUUUGUGCAGCCGCUGACUCCACUAAGACGUACGAGUGUAUACUGAAGAGCUGCCAUGGCUACCACAACCCCUCUGUCGUGGCCUACCUGCUGGAAAAGGUGGGAGUCAGUGACACCCACCCACCAUCAAUGAUGAGAGGACUACAAAGUAAACUUUUUCAAGAGGAAGAUUUUGCCUCUGAAAUCAGGAAGAAACAGUCUGCAUCAUGGGCUUUGAAGUGCGUCCGUGCAGGUGUGGGCUACUUCAAACACGGUCACCACGUUGAAGCCAUGAACGAAUACAACAAGGCCUUGGACAUCGACACUAAUAAUGUAGAAGCACUGGUGGCUCGUGGAGCUCUGUAUGCUAACAAAGGCAGCAUCAUGAAGUCGAUAACAGACUUUGAACUGGCCCUGAAGACCUGUCCAGAUCACCGCAACGCCAAGAAGUACCUCUGCCAGACGCUGGUGGAGAGAGGAAAACAGCUUGAGGAACAGGAGAAACUAGUAACAGCAGAGGGAUUGUACAGGAGAGCUCUAUCUCUGGAUGACUCAAACCCUGAGGCGCAAGAGGCCCUGCGCAAGAUCACAGACACUAUACAGAAAUCGAUUCGCCUGCGAGAAGAAGCGGUGGCUAAGGAGCAGGACAAAGCUACGAGCAGCCAGAUCAGUGCCGAGAAAUUGCGUAAGAUCUUAAAAGAGGAGAAGAGGAUGAAGAAAAAACGGAAGAGAUCGGCUUCUUCCUCUUCGUCCUCCAACACUUCUUCCAGGAACUCCUCUCCAUCGUCAUCGUCUUCCUCCUCUCGCAGGAGGUCCAAGAAGAAGAAAAAGAAGAGGAGGAGGUCUGAGCGGGAAAGUAAGCGCCAUCGCAGGAUCUCCUCACGGGAGAGCAGCAGGAGGAGUGAGGAGGGUAAGAGCGAGAAAGACAGGAAGGUGAAAGAGGAGGAUGAGGUGGAGUGGUACCCCGCUCCUCCCAACACCGCCGCCACCUUUCUCAACCAGAAGGGAGGCCCGGGUUUUGGAGAGGAGGAGGAGGAGGUAAUGGUGAAGGAUGCUGACGAUAGACGUAUCUCUCAGCUGUACUCCUUGUCUGCAGCUUCAGAGGAUGAAGAGUCUGACUCCUCACGCAGAGAAAAUAAGAGAAGGGACAGAGAGGAGAGAAGGAAAAACAGUCUGAGCAGAAGCCCAGAAAGAGAGGAGAGGGGGAGUAGAGAGAGUCUGGAUAAGAGCAGGGCGAGAGGUAGGGGGGAUAACAGGAAAGACAGGCGAGACAGUGACUCCAAGAGGAGAAGUAGCUCUGACGAGAACAGACAGCGAAAGGUAUCCUGCUCGUCCGCGGAGUCCGAGUAUUCACGGAAAUCCAGUUUCAAAUCUGAAUAUUUAGGGAACUCGGGUUCUGCAUCAAAGCGCGUAGAGAGAGGGAUGAGACAUGACUCUUCCAAGAGGAUCUCCUUCGAUGGCGGCAGGUAUGAGAGCAGAGGGCGGGAGGAAAUUCAAGAGGUAGAAGAGGCCGGGAGGGAGAAGGACAACAGAAAGGGGAAAGUAGUGGACGGCAGCAGAAGGUCAGAUGUUGGGAACGGUAAAAGAUCAGCAGGUGCUGGAAAUCACAACAGACAGAGUAGUGUGACCUCAGUGCCAGAAGGAAGGGCUACAAAAGACCUCCCAUCCAACCUGUUGAGUAUUUUCAAUCAGAUCGCCCAGUUUGAGAAGCAGAAAGGAGCCGGGCCAAAAUAAUAACUCGAAACCAAAAGUCCAAAAGGUGCCCGAAUAUUAGUGAAACAAGGCUGUGAAAUGUGGAUGUUUGUACCAUGAAGCCAUUAUUUCUGGACUGUGUAUCAAGCUGAUUGAAUGUUCCCAGAUGUUGUACCUUUUAUUGUUGGGAAAAAAAACGCCGUUUUACUUUGAAAUGUUUUAGUCCUCGUAGUAGAUUUAAGGCCUGUGAGCAACUGUUGUGUUCACAAUGUGGUGAAAUGUUCAUCUGCAUUGGUUGAAGCUAUAAUUUGAGUAAAUACUUUCACUAAUUAUGUGAUGGCAUGUUCUUAUUGUAACUGGUGGUUAUUAGGGUAUUUCAUUAGAAGAACAUUCUCCACUUAUUGAAAGAUCUACAUCUGUGACUGCAGAUAUUAUAUAAUUCGUCAUCAUUGCUUCAUCUGUUAUUCCGUUAUCCAGCACGUCUGAUGUCGCAUCAGUUGCUCCAGGCUUUGAUAGCUCUUUUGUGUUCAUCUGAAGUUGAGACCUGUUAUCUGUUGGAGGAGAUACUGCCUUAUGUUUACUGCCUUGUGCCAUUUUGUGCAUUCUCUCUGUGGCUCGUUAAAUCUCAACCAACCUGACUCUUAGUGCUGCGGUAUUUUUAUUUUUUUUUCAAGCUAUCACACAAUGCCGAUGUUCCAGCUGCUUCCCCGACACAUUUUCUCUGUAGUAGAACAAAACUCUGUUGAAUCAAUAAAAGCAUUUAAAAUGUCAAAA
Anarrhichthys ocellatus (wolf-eel) is the source of this 3622-nucleotide messenger RNA. RefSeq names its product tetratricopeptide repeat domain 14 (gene ttc14). The record is from RefSeq and is a predicted model, not a curated record. The transcript has 12 exons. Gene Ontology annotation, molecular function: nucleic acid binding; protein binding. The coding region runs from base 491 to 2890 and encodes 799 amino acids. NCBI's taxonomy places the organism in Eukaryota, Metazoa, Chordata, Actinopteri, Perciformes, Anarhichadidae.